Molecule: messenger RNA, 1933 nt
Organism: Psammomys obesus (fat sand rat)
Lineage: Eukaryota; Metazoa; Chordata; Mammalia; Rodentia; Muridae
Gene: Ttc5
Product: tetratricopeptide repeat domain 5
Exons: 10
Coding region: 26-1345 (439 amino acids)
Molecular function (GO): protein binding
Source: RefSeq, a predicted model, not a curated record
GGAGAAGCCGAGAGCGGCUGGAACGAUGGCUGAUGAAGAGGAAGAAGCGAAGCGCAUCUUGCAGAAACUGCAGGAACUGGUGGACGAGCUCUACUCAUUCCGAGAUAGCUAUUUUGAGACCCAUAGUGUUGAAGAUGCAGGACGGAAGCAACAGGAUGUUCAUGACCAGAUGGAGAAGACCCUGCAGCAGAUGGAGGAAGCACUGGGUUCUGUCCAGGUCGAGGCACAGGCACUAAUGCUGAAGGGGAAGGCUCUGAAUGUGACUCCCAACCACAGCCCCGAGGCCGAGGUGCUUCUCUCAAAGGCCGUGAAGCUGGAGCCUGAGCUGGUGGAAGCCUGGAACCAGCUGGGUGAGGUGUACUGGAAGAAAGGGGACAUUGCGGCUGCCCACACCUGCUUCUCAGGAGCCCUCACCCACUGCAAGAACAAAGUGUCCUUGCAGAACUUGUCAAUGGUGCUUCGCCAGUUGCAGACUGACUCUGGAGAUGAACAUUCUCGUCACGUCAUGGACAGUGUCCGGCAGGCUAAGUUGGCUGUGCAGAUGGAUGUCCUCGAUGGCCGAUCCUGGUAUAUCCUGGGGAAUGCAUAUCUUUCUCUUUAUUUCAAUACUGGCCAGAACCCUAAGAUCUCCCAGCAAGCCCUCAGUGCCUAUGCUCAAGCAGAGAAGGUCGACAGGAAAGCAUCUAGCAACCCUGACCUUCAUCUCAACAGGGCGACGUUGCAUAAAUAUGAAGAGAAUUACGGGGAGGCCUUACAGGGUUUCUCUCAGGCUGCAGCGCUCGACCCUGCGUGGCCAGAGCCCCGACAACGAGAACAGCAGCUCCUGGAAUUCCUCAAUAAACUAACCAGCCUCCUGGAGACCAAGGGGAAGACAAAACCCAAGAAACUUCAGAGCAUGCUGGGAAGCUUGCGCCCAGCCCAUCUGGGCCCCUGUGGUGACGGGCGCUAUCAGUCAGCCUCUGGGCAGAAGGUGACCCUGGAACACAAGCCUCUGAGUACGUUGCAGCCUGGUGUGAACAGCAGUACUGUGAUCCUGGGAAAGGUGGUGUUCAGCCUAACCACAGAGGAGAAAGUCCCCUUCACAUUCGGCUUGGUAGACUCAGAUGGUCCUUGCUAUGCCGUGAUGGUGUAUAAUGUGGUGCAGAGCUGGGGCGUGCUCAUUGGGGACUCUGUAGCCAUUCCUGAGCCCAACCUUAGGCAUCACCAAAUUCAGCACAAGGGAAAGGACUAUUCCUUCUCCAGUGUCCGAGUGGAAACUCCUCUCCUGCUGGUGGUGAAUGGAAAGCCACAGAACUCCAGCAGCCAGGCGUCUGCCACGGUGGCUUCCAGGCCACAGUGUGAAUGACCUUGUGGAGGCUGCGAGGGUGCUGCAAAUGGAGAUUCCUCUUUCAUGCCCCUGAGUGUAGUUGAGUCUCUCUCCUUCUCCCUGUGGAACCCCAACCCUCUUCAGAGCCAUCACCACCCUUGUUUACUUCUCCUGCCUCUUCAGAAGUGCUGACUUGAAGAACAAAGCAGUAGUAGAACUGUUGGGACCCUGUCAUGGGAGACUCUCCCUGAAGUCCUGAGAUGUUUUGACCGUCCCCCAAACCCCUGUUCUCGCCUCCUUCUUGAGUCUAAUAUAUAUGUAUAUAUCAGUUUACUAUUUAUUACUAAGGAGGCUUAACUUUCUAGUAGCUUUAUAUUUGAGCAGUUUUUUUUAAAACUUUUUUAAGUUUUAUUUUUAGAUUUAAGUUUUGAUGGGUAGAUUAAAGUUCUACCCAUUAACCGCAACACUUAGGAGGCAGAGGAAGGUAGAUCUUUGUGAGUUCAAAGCCAGCCUGACCUUAUAUGGGGAGUUCUAGGCCAGCCAGACACUGUUUUUUUUUUUUUAAAAAAAGUUUUAUUCUCUUCCUUAGGGCUGGAACAAAAUUAAAUUUGUUUGGAAAAAAUUUUA